GGCUUGAGGAAGGUUUUAGCUACUUGGGUAGAUUAAUUUGAGUUUUGCAUUGGUCAUUGUGUUUCUGGAUUCAGUUGGUGUAGUUUUGAGAAUCACUGCCCGAGUAAUCGGUCGAUAUGUCUAGUUUCGUGGGUGUUGUUGUCUCUGAUCAGUGGCUUCAGAGCCAAUUCACACAAGUCGAGCUUCGCAGCCUUAAAUCCAAGUUUGUUUCAGUAAAGAGCCAAAAUGGUAAAGUUACAGUAGAAGAUUUGCCACCCUUGAUGGUGAAAUUGAAGGCUUUUAGUGCUUUGCUUACUGAAGAUGAGGUUAGGCAGAUAUUGGGUGAAUUGUAUACCGACAUGAGCACCGAGAUUGAUUUUGAGACAUUCCUCAGUGUGUAUUUAAAUAUGCAAAGUCAGGCUACAGGAAAACGGGGUGGUUCAAAGCAUUCAUCAUCGUUCCUAAAGGUCUCCACAACCACUCUUCUUCACACAAUCAGUGAAUCGGAAAAAGCCACUUACGUAACACACAUAAAUAUUUAUCUUGCGGACGAUCCAUUUUUAAAACAGUUUCUUCCGCUUGAUCCAGCUACAAAUGAUAUUUUCAAUAUCGCAAAAGAUGGAGUACUCUUAUGUAAGCUUAUAAAUGUUGCUGUGCCUGGAACAAUAGAUGAAAGAGCUAUCAACACAAAAAGGGUACUUAACCCGUGGGAGAGGAAUGAGAACCAUACCCUUUGCCUUAACUCUGCAAAGGCUAUUGGCUGCACUGUUGUAAAUAUUGGCACUCAAGACUUGGUUGAAGGAAGGCCUCAUCUUGUACUAGGGUUGAUAUCGCAAAUUAUAAAGGUUUCGAGAAGAGUAAAGAGUAAUGCGGAGCAAGACAGAUUCAAUUGGUAGCAGAUCUCAACCUUA
This is a messenger RNA of Hibiscus syriacus, 890 nucleotides long. RefSeq names its product fimbrin-1-like. NCBI's taxonomy places the organism in Eukaryota, Viridiplantae, Streptophyta, Magnoliopsida, Malvales, Malvaceae. Gene Ontology annotation, molecular function: actin filament binding. Gene Ontology annotation, biological process: actin filament bundle assembly; actin filament network formation. Gene Ontology annotation, cellular component: cytoplasm; actin filament; actin filament bundle. The transcript has 7 exons. The record is from RefSeq and is a predicted model, not a curated record. Bases 117 to 875 code for a protein of 252 amino acids.